This is a messenger RNA of Desarmillaria tabescens, 2378 nucleotides long. RefSeq lists its product as uncharacterized. NCBI's taxonomy places the organism in Eukaryota, Fungi, Basidiomycota, Agaricomycetes, Agaricales, Physalacriaceae. The record is from RefSeq and is a predicted model, not a curated record. Gene Ontology annotation, cellular component: SHREC complex; mating-type region heterochromatin; rDNA heterochromatin. The transcript has 5 exons. The coding region runs from base 69 to 2231 and encodes 720 amino acids. Gene Ontology annotation, biological process: silent mating-type cassette heterochromatin formation.
CGCUGUUUGCCGGACUAUUACCACAGAAACAGCUGAGUUUUCCUAAUCUCGCUUUCACCUGUCUCUCCAUGUCGGCUCGUCGUCAGUACUCUGACAAACACACGCUUCCAGCGAACCCCACUUACAGAACUAUCGACUACUCAGACGGAAAGGAGGAACUUUGGCCGCUCAAUACAACAGAAAUCGUGGACCGGGAUGGACAUGUCAAUUUCAUGCAGCCAAUUGAACUGGACAACUCAAUUGCAAUCCGGUGGCGGGUUUCUUUGGGUGCAUCUAUGGCGAAUGCGAUGAAUUGGCCUGCGGGUCCUUCCUACGUUUUGCUCGACUGGCCGGCAGGUUAUCGCAUGUAUGAUCACCACAAAGGACCUCGAGGCUCACCAAGACAUGAUAUAUACCUCUUUGGCGGCCCAAGCCGUUUUCGCUCCAUUGCUGAAUUUGUUCCUCAUGCCAUUUGGCUUGCGGGCAACAUGUCGACCAACUGCGGGUGCAAAUACUGCACCAAGAAACCGCAGCGUGAAAUCACUACCGACAUAAGCAAAGCUGGCAUAUUCACUCCUAUUCACCGCGCUCCCGGGCCGCAUCGUUCACGUCAGCUGCAAAAACAGAGUGCUCUUCGAAAAGUCGGGUUUCAUGCAUCAGUUCAAAAGACUGCAAAGUUGAAGCAGUCUCGCCACAUCACCAAAAUCGCGAUGGUCGUAGAGCGAGAUCAAGAUCUCCGGGCCAUAUAUUGUCAUGACGCCCAUAAGAUGCGACUGAAACGAUGGUACAGGGAAGGGGAAGUUGUCUGGGUAGCGCUGGACAAUCCGAUCUCAUUUCCGGAUGGUACAGACGACAUUACGCUUUGGCCUGCGAUCAUCGAGGAGGUUAAACUUCAGAAAAUCGUUACGGAGCUGAAGAACGGGACGAACUCGGUAUCUUUACCUCCGGUAGAAAUGGGCGAACCCAGCGAACAAUCCGAAUCCGUCGUUCAGCCCGUGCGCGUGCCUCCGUGGGAGGUGAGAGAGACGUAUGCAUACAAGGUCAAAUUCUUAGCCGUCUCGCGCGUAUAUACUGUUCCCGACAGUCAAGUUCUCCCAUACCGAGCCUAUCUUCCUCCGAGCAAUAUAAUCUCGUUUAUACAAUCCCUUUCGCCAGACGCAUUCAAUUUCGAUCAAGAGUCCUUACAAAACUGCAAUCCACAGAGCUUACCACCUCCUUCUUGGCCGUUCGUCGUGUCAGCGUACGCCUACGCACUCCAGAUAGGGGAUUCAUUGGCCAUGUUCUGGAAUAUGACUGACGAGUGGCAACUCAAGUUCACACCGCAAGACCCAGCCAAACAACCACAGCAAUUUCAAUCCUCCCUCACUGAUGCAAUUAUGGCUGCAAGUAGUCAGAAUGCUGCAGCAUUGCACCAGGCGGGGUCUUCGUCAAUAUCUGCUCCACCGCCAUCCUCAGGUUUCUACUCCACCCUCAACUCGUCCGGUUACCGUGACGGGCUCUCAACCCAGGAACUACAAUCUGUGACCGAAGGGAUGCUCGGUCCGUCUCCAGUGAUAGGACAGACCAUCGAACAGAUGAAUUUCCAAGGCAUGUGGUGGGGCGCUGAGCGUAUCUGGGUGGACGAGAUUGUACGACUGAAGCCGCUCCGGGCUGUCUUGGCACCAGAAGGUACCCAGCACAUCCUCCCUCCCGCUGGUCCCGGGAAAGCACAAAUGGAGCGAUGUCACAGGCAAGGCCGAUCGCCCAAGGAGUACGGAGCGGGGGCAAGGGGGUUGUUUAUGAAGCUGGAGAGAUUGUUUUUGGUCGAAGGAAUUUCUGGGGGGCAAAAGACGAAAGAAUGCCGUGCAAGUGGUGUGCUAUAUGAGCUUGCUGAUAAGGACUGGGAGGAUCCUAACAGGGUGACAGAAAAUGCUCCCGCGACUAGUGAAACUCCGGAAGGGUACUACUUUCGACCCAUCCUCACGGAUGGAUACGAAAUGACGAUAUCGCUCACCAUGAUCAGCGGGAGGUAUUAUCCCGGGAUCCUUUCGCAUCACCUUUUGCAAGAUAUUGUUCGUGAAGCUAUAGCGAGUGAGAACAGCACGAGUCGGGAGAACAAAAGACGACACCACCGGCAGGAACAAGCAUUUAUCGAUAGGAUGCAGAUGAUUAGGGAUGCAGAUCGACUUAGUAGGGAGAUCCUAACCAAUUAUCUCGGAAAAGUAAAUAGGCAGCCGGAGGUGGAUGAGCUGAUGGAUACGAAUGGUACUUGAUUGAAUUUUGUUGUACUGAUAAUAAUUAGCGUAUGUAUAUAACGAGUAGUGUAGAUUUCGACAAUCUCGACGGAAGUCACCAAAGGUGUACAUGAUUGGUGCCGACGGCUGGGGUGAUUUCUCUCAUCUGUGUGUGACCAAUGGCCU